UGCUACUGCAGACAGAUAGGCAGACCCGUCGGCUGGCCUGCUGGCCUUCUGUCCGUGGGCCGGAGCCCCGGCGACUGGAGGUGGAAAUGGGGCAGGACGCGCAGCGCAAGGAAGAUGCCGGGACCCCCGGGGGACCCCACCCGGCCCCGGACAGCCAGAAAAAGAAGGAAAAGGAAAAGAAGCCCGUCGUUGGCAUCUUCACCAUGUUUCGUUAUUCAAGUUGUCUGGACAAGCUGUACAUGUUUUUGGGAACUCUGGCAGCAAUGAUCCAUGGAGCAGCUCUCCCCUGCAUAAUGCUCAUCUUUGGAGAAAUGACAGACAGCUUCGCUGAUUUUGGAACAUUUGAAAAUGUCUCAUUUCCAGAUGGGAACUGGACGGGUUCUGUCCCGGAGAACUGGACGGCUAUUGACCUGGAGGAGAAAAUGACCGAGUAUGCGUACUACUACUGUGGCGUGGGAGCCGGAGUGCUGGUGGUUGCCUAUGUCCAGGUGGCCUUCUGGACUCUGGCGGCCGGGCGGCAGAUCAAGAAAAUCCGGCAACACUUCUUCCACGCUAUCUUGCGGCAGGAAGUGAGCUGGUUUGACGUCCACGACGUGGGGGAACUGAACACCCGACUGUCCGAUGAUGUCUCCAAGAUCAACGAAGGAAUCGGGGACAAAAUCGGCAUGUUCUUCCAAGCUCUGACAACGUUUUUCACUGGCUUCAUCAUCGGGUUUACCAAGGGCUGGAAGCUGACCCUGGUGAUUCUGGCCAUCAGCCCCGUCCUGGGACUCUCCGCCGCUGUCUGGGCCAAGAUCCUUUCUUCCUUCACCGAUCAAGAACUGAAAGCAUACGCCAAAGCCGGAGCAGUAGCCGAAGAAGUCCUGUCAGCGAUUCGAACCGUGAUCGCUUUUGGAGGACAGAAGAAGGAACUGGAGAGGUACAACAAAAAUCUAGAAGAAGCGAAGAAAGUGGGGAUAAAGAAAGCGAUCACCGCCAACAUUUCUAUGGGGGUGGCUUUCUUCCUGGUGUACGCCUCUUACGCGCUGGCUUUCUGGUAUGGCACAACCCUCAUCCUGUCCGGAGAGUAUUCGAUCGGAGAAGUCCUCACCGUUUUCUUCUCCGUGCUAAUAGGAGCUUUCAGCAUCGGUCAGGCCUCGCCGAGCAUCGAAGCUUUCGCUAACGCUCGAGGAGCAGCCUACGAGGUCUUCAAAAUCAUCGAUAACGAACCAAAAAUCGACAGCUAUUCAGAGGGUGGCUAUAAACCUGGCACUAUUAAAGGAAAUUUGGAAUUCAGAAAUGUGCAUUUCAGUUACCCAUCUCGAAAUGAAGUUCAGAUUUUGAAGGGCCUGAACCUGAAGGUGAACAGCGGGCAAACCGUGGCCCUGGUGGGGAACAGCGGCUGCGGGAAGAGCACCACCAUCCAGCUGAUCCAGAGGCUGUACGACCCCACCGUCGGCUCGAUCAGCAUCGACGGACGGGACAUCCAGACCCUGAACGUCCGCUUCCUGCGGGAGGUGACCGGCGUGGUGAGCCAAGAGCCCGUGCUCUUCGCCACCACCAUCGCCGAGAACAUUCGCUACGGCCGGGAGGACGUCACCAUGGAUGAGAUCAUCAAGGCCGUCAAGGAGGCCAAUGCCUACAACUUUAUCAUGAAGCUGCCCAAGAAAUUUGACACGCUGGUGGGAGACCGGGGGGCCCAACUGAGCGGGGGCCAGAAGCAGAGGAUAGCCAUCGCUCGGGCCCUGGUGCGCAACCCCAAGAUCCUUCUGCUGGACGAGGCCACCUCGGCCCUGGACACCGAGAGCGAAGCGGUGGUGCAGGCCGCCCUGGACAAGGCCCGAGAAGGCCGCACCACGAUUGUCAUAGCCCAUCGCUUGUCAACGAUCCGCAACGCGGAUGUCAUUGCUGGUUUUGAGAACGGGGUGAUCGUCGAACAAGGAACCCACAACGAACUGAUGAGCAAGGAUGGCGUAUAUUCCAAACUCGUGGCCCUGCAGAUGUCAGGAAGCCAAGUCGGAUUGGAAAGCGGGGCCCUCGCAGCCGACAGUAAGAACGACAUUGCGGGAACAGUUCUGAGAGGCGCUUCUUCAAUUCUUAGACAGCGAUCAACCCACGGAAGUAUCAGGAAGCUGAAAGCAGGAGAAAACACUCUCGAUGGCGAGAAUGACAAGGUGGAUGCAGGCGCUCCUCCGGUAUCUUUCCUGAAGGUUCUGAAGCUCAAUAAAACCGAAUGGCCGUACUUCGUGGUGGGCGUCUUCUGCGCCAUCAUCAAUGGGGGUUUGCAGCCGGCAUUCUCCAUCAUAUUUUCCCGGAUCAUAGGGGUUUUUGGAACAUUAGAAGAUAAUGAGACAAAGAGAGAAAGGAGCAACUUGUUUUCCUUGUUGUUUUUAGUUCUCGGAAUCAUUUCUUUCAUUACCUUUUUCCUUCAGGGGUACACGUUUGGCAAAGCUGGUGAAAUCCUCACCAGGCGGCUCCGGUUUUGGGCCUUCCGAGCUAUGCUGAGGCAGGAUAUAAGCUGGUUUGACAACUCUAAGAACAGCACCGGGGCAUUGACAACAAGGCUUGCGACAGACGCCUCACAGGUUAAAGGGGCCACCGGUGCCAGACUAGCUAUGGUCGCCCAGAACAUCGCUAACCUGGGCACCGGCAUCAUCAUCUCCUUGGUCUAUGGCUGGCAAUUAACCCUCCUGCUGCUGGCAAUCGUUCCCAUCAUUGCCAUAGCGGGGGUCAUCGAGAUGAAGAUGUUGGCCGGCCACGCUCAGAAAGACAAGAAAGAAUUAGAAGGUGCGGGAAAGAUUGCUACUGAAGCAAUAGAAAACUUUCGAACUGUUGUUUCUUUGACUCGGGAAAGAAAGUUUGAGUCCAUGUACAGAGAGAAUCUGCAAGGACCUUACAGAAAUUCCCAACGGAAAGCACAAAUUUUCGGAAUUUCCUUCGCCCUCACCCAAGCAAUUAUGUAUUUUUCCUAUGCCGCUUGCUUCCGAUUCGGUGCCUACCUGGUGAAACAUGGUCACAUGGACUUCCAAGAUGUUUUCUUGGUAUUUUCAGCCAUCGUUUUCGGGGCCAUGGCCCUGGGGCAAGCCAGUUCUUUCGCCCCAGACUAUGCCAAAGCCAAGAUCUCGGCAUCCCACAUUUUCAUGCUGCUUGAACAGAAACCGCUGAUAGACAGCUACUGUGUGGGAGGACUGAAACCUGAGAAAUUUAACGGGAACAUAUCUCUCCGAGACGUCAUGUUCAACUACCCGAGCCGGCCGGCCAUCCCGGUGCUGCAGGGCCUGAGCCUCGACGUGGGCAAGGGGCAGACCGUGGCGUUGGUGGGGAGCAGCGGUUGCGGCAAGAGCACCGUGGUCCAGCUCCUCGAGCGCUUCUAUGACCCGCUGGCGGGAAGUCUGCUGCUGGACGGACAGGACGCCAGGCAGCUGAACGUGCAGUGGCUGCGCGGGCAGAUCGGGAUCGUGUCCCAGGAGCCGAUGCUGUUCGACUGCAGCAUCGCCGAGAACAUCGCCUACGGGGACCUCGAAAGGGCCGUGUCCCGGGACGAGAUCGUGCGCGCCGCCCAGGCCGCCAACAUCCACCCGUUCAUCGAGACGCUGCCGGACAGAUACGAGACUCGGGUGGGCGACAAGGGAACUCAGCUCUCCGGGGGCCAGAAACAGAGAAUCGCCAUCGCCCGGGCCCUGGUCCGCCACCCCCAGAUCCUGCUGCUGGACGAAGCCACGUCGGCCCUGGACACGGAGAGUGAGAAGCUGGUCCAGGACGCGCUGGAUCGAGCCAGAGAGGGCCGCACCUGCGUGGUCAUCGCCCACCGCCUGUCCACCAUCCAGAACGCCGACCGGAUCGUGGUCAUUCAGAACGGCCGGGUCAAAGAGCAGGGGACGCACUCGGAGCUGCUGGCCCAGCAGGGCCUCUACUUCACCCUGGUCAACGUUCAGUCCGGGACCCACCGUAUGUGACGCCUGCCAGUGUGUACGUCUCGAGAGUUCAGUGUAUAUUUUUUUUUCAAGAUUUGGGUGAAAAACUGGCUUCGUGAUGGAAGUGCUUGCCUCCAAGUCCCAGACAGGGCUGCCUUCUGGACACCCAGCCUAGCUGGCCCUCCUUCACCAGGUCCACCGACCGGGACACCUGAGUUCGCGAGAGCCGACCAAGGGAAAAGCUCGAGACUGACGGACACAUCGGGUGUGCGGAACAGGGAGCUUUUCUAAUUCUGCUCAUCUGAUUCGGCCCUCCUUCCGAGAGGAACCUUCCUUUCGCCCAAACUUCAAAGGUCUCAGAUGCCUCAAAUUAGCCCUCGGUCUGUGUCUGAGGACCAUGAUGGGAUUUAAUCUGUCUGCCACUGCUUCUAUCCAUCCCCAUCUCUCUGCUUACCCCCUCUCCCGACCUCUCUUCCCAUGCUUCCUCUCCCACCACGGUCUAGAGCGAUCAGCCUCUGACGAGCGAAAGGGCGACUUGGUCUCGAGGUUUUGCACGGAGGACGAUCGCUCGGAAAGCCCGAUUUCUUGAGAAAUGAAAGGAAUUGGAUGUUUUGUGUUGCUUAGGGUUUUUUGGAGGUUUUUUUGCCCUGAUCUGAUGGAUGCAAUUGAGAGGAAAAGCCUUCGCUACUGCUAAGUGAAUGUGAAUUAAUUUUGUACAGUGCGCCUAGACCGCGAGCCUUUGUUGCCGAGAGACCGGAAUAGGGGAUGGCUACCCUUUGGGAUUCAGUUGUGGACACGAUGACCCCCGGAAAUCCCACUGUCCUAGAUGCCCCUCCGCUCGCACUAACCUCUGAAUCCCUAGCGGACACCGGCAGGCUCCAGAUUGGGAAUGCCCCCGUCCCGCAUCGGUGAAGCUGUGCUCUGCUCUUGUGCUACGUGAACCUUUGUUGCACUGACCCCAAUGGGAAGCCGUAUAUCCACGGGAGAGGAGAAGGGAGGAGCUCUGAAUUUAUUGAAAUGAUCUACGGCUCAUUAAAGUUGAUAAAGUGAAAAGAUCCACCUA
Tachyglossus aculeatus (Australian echidna) is the source of this 4956-nucleotide messenger RNA. It is a transcript of the gene ABCB1, whose product is annotated as ATP binding cassette subfamily B member 1. Gene Ontology annotation, biological process: transmembrane transport. NCBI's taxonomy places the organism in Eukaryota, Metazoa, Chordata, Mammalia, Monotremata, Tachyglossidae. Gene Ontology annotation, molecular function: ATP binding; ATP hydrolysis activity; ABC-type transporter activity. The transcript is spliced from 28 exons. Gene Ontology annotation, cellular component: membrane. The record is from RefSeq and is a predicted model, not a curated record. Bases 87 to 3935 code for a protein of 1282 amino acids.